Molecule: messenger RNA, 1400 nt
Organism: Sorex fumeus (smoky shrew)
Lineage: Eukaryota; Metazoa; Chordata; Mammalia; Eulipotyphla; Soricidae
Product: zinc finger protein OZF-like
Exons: 3
Coding region: 150-1397 (415 amino acids)
Source: RefSeq, a predicted model, not a curated record
CUGCUCCUGCCCGCUGGCUGAGACCAGACCCCCCCACACACCAACACCCCGUCUCUGUCUGAUCUCCGAUCCUCGGUUGUCUGGGAAUCACUCUUGGUAGUGCUCAGUGGACCAGUGGGAUACCAGGAAUUGAAACCUACAGUGGACGCAUGCAAGGCCUGCCCUUCCGGAUGGGCAGAACCCACGACCCCCGGCAGCAUGACCAAGCUGACGACCAGCACGCCUUCUUUCCCCCACGGGAGCGCGCCCAGAAGCCCCCCGGGCUCACCGCGGAGGAUACUCCAGACAACGACCUUCCAGCUGCAAGGAAGAAACCGGGGUCCGAGGAGAAAGCCUGCCCCAAGCCCCCGGAUCCCCCGAGCGUCAAAAACCAGGGCAGCUCCCUGACCGUCCUGAGCCCGUCGGGCCCCCAGAAGUCCCAAGCCGGUCGGGGAAACGACCCGAUCCCCCGCCAGGCCCUGCCGCCCGGCGAGGCGAAGCCCCACGUGUGCCCCGAGUGCGGCAAAGCGUUCACGAAGGCGUCGGGGCUGGCGCUGCACGCGAAGAUCCACACGGGCACCAAGCCCUACCAGUGCGACAAGUGCGGACGCGCCUUCUACGCGUCGUCCAACCUCACCAAGCACUUCCGCACGCACACGGGCGAGAAGCCCUUCCCGUGCAACGUGUGCGGCAAGACCUUCACCACGUCGUCCUACGUCACCAUCCACCAGCGCUCGCACACGGGCGAGAAGCCCUACGCGUGCCCGACGUGCGGCAAGGCCUUCACGGCGUCCACCCGCCUGGCCAAGCACCUGCAGUCGCACGGGGCCAAGCGCUUCGCCUGCGACGUGUGCGGGAAACGCUUCGCCAAGGCCGCCAGCCUGGGCUUCCACCGGCGCAUCCACACCGGCGAGAAACCGCACGCCUGCCCCGAGUGCGGCAAAGCGUUCACCGAGCCGUCGGUGCUCACCAAGCACCGCAAGAUCCACACGGGCGAGAAGCCCUACGCCUGCCCCGAGUGCGGCAAGGCCUUCAGCCAGUCGUCGGGGCUCACCAAGCACCUGAACAUCCACACGGGCGAGAAGCCCUACGCCUGCCGCGAGUGCGGGAACGCCUUCACGCACUACUCGGGCCUCACGGCGCACCUGAAGAUCCACAGCGGGGAGAAGCCCUACGCCUGCGACCAGUGCGGCAAGGCCUUCGCCUCCUCCACGCAGCUCACCACGCACUUCCGCUCGCACACGGGCGAGAAGCCCUUCCAGUGCAACGUCUGCGGCAAGACCUUCGCCUGCUCCUCCUACGUCACCAUCCACAAGCGCUCGCACACCGGCGAGCGGCCCUACGGGUGCCACCAGUGCGGCAAGGCCUUCACGGCCUCCUCCUGCCUCAUCAAGCACCUCCGCUCGCACACCGGCUAGCGG